This is a messenger RNA of Penicillium riverlandense, 1710 nucleotides long. RefSeq lists its product as uncharacterized. NCBI's taxonomy places the organism in Eukaryota, Fungi, Ascomycota, Eurotiomycetes, Eurotiales, Aspergillaceae. The transcript has 4 exons. The coding region runs from base 1 to 1710 and encodes 569 amino acids. The record is from RefSeq and is a predicted model, not a curated record.
AUGACCAACGACCCUCUAUGGAAGAGGAUUAUCGCCCAAAAACGCCAGAUCAGAGACCAGUUGCUCGCGCCGUACCUAGUGGACGAUGUGGAUAGCCGAUUGCCCCGCGUUGACCGGGUAGACGAGCGGACUCGGCUCGACCAGGAACCCAAAAUCCAGACAAUCACGGACAUCGACAACAUUGCGGAGCUGCUUGACCGCCUGAAAAAGGGUGAAUUUACGGCCGAAGGAGUCGUCCAGGCCUAUAUCAAGCGCGCAGUAGUAGCUCAUCAGCUCACCAAUUGCUUCACGGAAGUGAUGUUUGAAGACGCCCUGAAACAAGCUAGACAACUCGAUGCGGAAUUCCAAGCAACCGGCAAGCUGAAAGGUCCCCUGCAUGGAAUACCCGUCACGCUGAAAGACCAAUUCAACGUGAAAGGCAUAGAUACGACACUAGGAUACGUCGGCAGAUCAUUUGAUCCCGCGAAUGAGGAUGCCGUCCUCGUUCAACUGCUCAAAAGUAUGGGCGCUGUCAUCAUAGCCAAGUCGAACCUGCCGCAGAGUAUCAUGGUGCGUGCGGAACCCCAGCCAAAGGAUACAACACUGACUCAUGUGCAGUGGGCUGAAACGGAGAAUCCUCUCUGGGGCCUUACAACGAACCCCCGAAACCCGGAAUUCACACCUGGCGGCUCAACCGGCGGCGAAAGCGCAUUGCUCGCGCUGCAUGGCUCACUGGUUGGUUUCGGGACUGACAUUGGAGGAAGUACGCGCAUCCCGCAAGCUACGAUUGGAUUAUACGGCUUCAAGCCGAGCAGUAGCAGGCUUCCCUAUUACGGGGUGCCCGUGUCCACUGAUGGCCAGGAACAUGUUCCAUCAUCCGUUGGACCGCAGGCCCGAGACCUCUCGUCUAUCUGCUACAUCAGCCGUCUGCUAGCAGAUGCACGGCCUUGGGAACUGGAUCCGCGAUGUGUGCCAUUGCCAUGGAAUGAACAUGCAUUCCAGGAGAUACAAUCGCGGCCACUAGUCAUAGGUCUCAUCCCCGACGACGGCGUCGUCAGAGUCCAUCCUCCCAUAGCGAGGGCAUUGGACGAACUAUCCACGGCACUGAAGAAUUACGGCUACGAAGUCGUGACAUGGGAUACUUCAGACCACCAAGAAUAUAUCAAGUUGAUGGAUUUGUAUUAUACCGUGGACGGGGGCGAGGAUAUCCGGCACGAUAUUAGCCAGGCAUCCGAGCCCAUGAUCCCUCACGUCCAGCAACUGGUGAAUCGCGGCAAGGCAAUUUCGGUGUGGGAAUAUUGGCAGUUGAAUAAGCGCAAGGUUAAGCUGCAGAAACAAUACCUGGAUAAGUGGAACAGCGUCCGGUCUCCUUCGGGCAAGAAAGUGGAUGUCCUUCUCAGUCCGACGUUGCCGCAUACGAGUGUUCCGCAUCGUAAGAUUCGGUGGGUGGGAUAUACCAAGAUUUGGAAUCUGCUUGAUUAUACUGCUAUCACAUUCCCGGUGGAUCUUGUGAGAGCUGAGAAGGACUGCUUGCCUUCCGACUCCGCGCCCUAUAAACCAAGGAACGCACUGGAUGAGUGGAAUUGGGGUCUUUAUGAUGUAGAGAAAGUGGAUGGGUAUCCGGUGAACUUGCAGGUUAUCGGUAAGAAGCUCGAGGAGGAGAAGGUGCUGGGGGCUACUACUGUCAUUGAAAAUGUCUGGAAGAACCAUGUUGCGAAUAGCGGUAGAUAG